This is a messenger RNA of Somion occarium, 1708 nucleotides long. NCBI's taxonomy places the organism in Eukaryota, Fungi, Basidiomycota, Agaricomycetes, Polyporales, Cerrenaceae. The record is from the annotation of a GenBank genome assembly.
CACGCCUCCAGGCUGCUCGGAGCCUCUGACGGAGAUCCGGCCUGGUCACAUGGCUUAUUCGCUCUAAAGUCCGCGACUACGGGAAUCCGCUGCGAUAUGACUGCGAUAUGACUAGAAUAUGGCCGGGAAAGACGACCUUUGGCGUGCUGAAGUGGUUGGUACAUGAGAGAGUACUUGCAACAGUCCCUUCACAACCGAGGUCACUUAUUUUCUGGUAAGUAGAGCAGGGAGGAGAGCGAGGGAAGAGUGCUUAGCGCCACUGAUAAUUAAGGGGAACGUUGUUGAAGAGAACAAUCAAGGUUCAUCGAAGCAAUUACGUAAGGCAUGCCCACGACAUCCGCCGCGAUUACAGACUUGACUUCUUAGUACGCCUCGAUUUCGACAUUCGUGCUUUCCGGAUUCAUGGCGGGCCUUAUUUCCCCCAGGCCUCUUUCGUACAUGCACAAUAGCAUGCAAUACAACCCUUACCAUCGCGCGGGGAUAAUUGGUUAUGGCGAAGCUCAAGGCAAUGUCGUCGCUCCUUUGGCAAUCACACCCGACCAGUCCAAUCUUGGGCCUUACGCUGACGGUGCUCAAGCUGCAGCCAACCUUGCCGUUCACGAAGAACAGAAGAUCUACAAUCUGGUCAUAGACCUUCUGGAUCCUGCUGCGAGGGAAGGCGCGCUUCUGGAGCUGAGCAAGAAGAGGGAGCAGUUCGAUGAGCUUGCACUUGUGCUGUGGCACUCUUUCGGAAUAAUGCCGGCUUUACUACAGGAGAUUGUCUCCGUAUACCCUCUUCUCUCGCCUCCCAACCUCACUGCUCAUGUAUCCAACCGAGUGUGCAACGCGCUCGCACUACUGCAGUGUGUCGCGUCACAUCCCGACACCCGACAACUCUUCUUGAAUGCUCAUAUACCACUUUUCUUAUACCCCUUCCUGAAUACCACUUCGAAGACUCGCCCCUUUGAGUAUCUCCGCCUUACUUCCCUUGGUGUGAUUGGGGCUCUGGUCAAACAAAACGACAAUAACACCGUCAUCCAUUUCCUACUAUCUACCGAAAUCAUUCCUCUCUGUCUCCGAAUCAUGGAAACCGGCUCGGAAUUGUCCAAGACCGUGGCCAUCUUCAUCGUUCAGAAGAUCCUCCUCGACGAGACAGGUCUCACUUACAUUUGUCAUACUUAUGAGCGAUUCUACGCGGUCGGCACUGUCCUGAGUAAUAUGGUGAAUCAGCUUGUCGAGACCCAGGCUGUUAGGUUGUUGAAGCACGUCGUGCGCUGCUAUCUGCGUCUGAGCGACAAUCUCAGGGCAAGAGAGGCGUUGCGAGCAUGUCUCCCUGAACCGCUUCGUGACAACACCUUUGCUGCCCUUCUCAAGGGCGAUAUGGUGACGAAGCGCUGCCUCACCACUCUCCUCAACAACCUGAACGAGUAAAUCUUCUCUCUAGGAUUCAUCAUAAAUGGACAAUGAAAGUUUAGACUUUGCGUGUUGUUACCCCUUUGCUCCCCGUCUGUUGCCUUUUUACUGGCGGACGCUAUCACCUGUAUGAUUUGCUUUAACGAAUUGGUCUCGAGGAAGAAAUGCUGCUGCUGCAUAUAAGUAUAAUGUAGAUAUCUCUCUCUGGAAUCUCUCCUUUCUUUGUAUUUUGUAGGCAGUUUAGGGUACGUCAAUAUUGUAAUUUCGAAUACGAGUAAAGAAGUAUAUAACAAUGCUUUUGGUACGUUUUCUGUCC